This is a messenger RNA of Pyricularia pennisetigena, 1533 nucleotides long. RefSeq lists its product as uncharacterized. The coding region runs from base 1 to 1533 and encodes 510 amino acids. The record is from RefSeq and is a predicted model, not a curated record. Gene Ontology annotation, molecular function: oxidoreductase activity; heme binding. The transcript has 4 exons. NCBI's taxonomy places the organism in Eukaryota, Fungi, Ascomycota, Sordariomycetes, Magnaporthales, Pyriculariaceae.
AUGGCCAAAGUAUUUGACGCCGAGGAAGUCGCCAAACACAACACACCCGAAAGCUGUUGGGUGAUCCUGUACGGGGAUGUCUACGAUGUCACCGACUUUGUGCCCUCUCACCCAGGCGGCUCUAGAAUCAUUCUCCAGCUGGCCGGUCGAGAUGCCACCGAGGAAUACGACCCCGUCCACCCGCCGGGUACGCUAGAGGAAAACCUCAAACCGGAGGCGAAGCUCGGCAGCGUCGAUCCCGCGAGCUUGGAACGGCUGCGCAAGGCCAACCAGGCCAAAGCAGCGGCUAACGUGACCGGACGCACCAACGAGGGCAGUUCUGCAAACGCCGAGGAGCAGAAGCAGGCCCCGCCCCCUCUGGAGACCUUGUUCAACCUCGAUGAGAUUGAAGAGGUUGCCAAGCAGCAGGUUUCUCGCAAAUGCUGGGCAUACUACUGGUCCGCCGGCGAUGACCAGAUCUCCAAGGUUCUCAACGGCCGUGUCUACCGGGACAUACUGCUGAGGCCAAGGGUAUUUGUCGACUGCACCUCAUGCGAUCUGUCGACCACCAUGCUCGGCAACAAGGUCGGCACGCCUCUGUAUGUGGCGCCGGCCGCCAUGGCUCGCCUGGCCCACCCGGACGGCGAGCACGGAAUCGCCAAGGGAAUCUCCUCGUUUGGCGGACUGCAGAUCGUCAGCAACAACGCCAGCCAAACACCAGAGCAGAUUGUCGAAGGUGCGGCUCCCGGCCAAGUGUUCGGGUGGCAGUUAUACGUCCAGAACGACAGGAACAAGAACUAUGCGAUGCUGAAGCGCAUCCAUGCGCUACGCGACCACUACAAAUUUAUCGUCCUCACGCUCGACGCACCCGUGCCCGGCAAACGGGAGCUUGACGAGAAGCAGCAGUUUUUGGAAUCUGGCACAACCAUAUCUGCCGCGUCCGCGGGCGGUGCGCCGAAACAUCCCGCUGGCGGCGGUGUCGGCCAACAGCUAUUCUGGGGCACGGCUGCCGACCUGACCUGGACUACCACCCUUCCCUGGCUGGCCGAGCACACGGAUCUCCCGAUAGUGUUGAAGGGAAUCCAGACGCACGAGGAUGCAUACCUGGCUGCGCAAUACGCCGCCAAGUACGGCACCGUCAAGGCCAUCAUUCUGUCCAACCACGGCGGUCGUGCUCUCGACACUGCCCCGCCGGCCGUCCACACUCUGUUGGAGAUUCGCAAGUACUGCCCCGAGGUGUUUGACCAGAUCGAGGUCUGGGUUGAUGGCGGCAUCAAGCGUGGCACAGACAUCAUCAAGGCCCUGUGUCUAGGUGCAAAGGCCGUAGGCGUUGGUCGUGCUGCGUUGUAUGGGCUGGGCGCUGGUGGUUGGAAGGGUGUGGAGAGGACGUUUGAGAUCCUCAACAGCGAAAUGGCUACAUGUAUGAAGCUUUUGGGGGCAAAGACUGUGGCGGACCUCGGCCCUCACUUUGUAAACUCUCGAAAGGUCGAGCGUGACAUAUAUGAUGGCCCGUCUGGUCUGGACUCAAAGGCAUGGGCAAAGGCCAAAAUCUGA